Brassica napus (rape) is the source of this 3867-nucleotide messenger RNA. RefSeq lists its product as uncharacterized. The transcript has a single exon. The record is from RefSeq and is a predicted model, not a curated record. Bases 944 to 1705 code for a protein of 253 amino acids. Lineage: Eukaryota; Viridiplantae; Streptophyta; Magnoliopsida; Brassicales; Brassicaceae.
AAAAAAUGUUAUGUUAAAAAUUAAUAUUUCUGCGCGUGGCGCAUGAAAACUCCUAGUAACCACAUUAAAAUCCAACCAUGAUUACACUAUUUAUCAGAAUUAAGUGAAAAUAAAAAGUAUAUGUAAGUUUAUUAGAUUGUCUUUUAAUGAUUACGGCUAUUAUUAGCGUGGCAAUAAACACAUUAAAUCUAUUACAAAAAUGAGAUUUAAAUAGUUUCUUUUCUUUUGUCAGUUUGGAUGAGAUAUGGUUUUUGGAAAUACAUACCUUUUAAGUUCCUUACAAACAAUAGAAACGUGAUUUAUUUGACUUGUUUUUAACUCAUUAAAGGGAAAAUCCAUAGAUGUAAAAAUAAAAGAUAACUUCCCUUUUAUUCUACAAAGAGAGUGGUACAAUGGUAAAAUGGACACAAGAAUAGCUUAUAAAAGGCCACAAGACAUGACACAAACAUGCAUACUCCCAUCUUCACCUCUUCAGACCAAACUGAAAAAAACGAGAAGGUAAUCUACCUUUCUCACUAUUUUUUUCCAGUUUCUUUCAUUAGAUUGUAAUCCAUAUUGGCUAGAAUUCUGUUUCUGAAUCAUAAUGCGAUAUCCCGGUAACCUCUUUUAAUGAGAGAUGAUCAUCGAAAUUAUCUACUUUUUCUAUAAGUAGUGUAUACUUCAAUUUUCUUGACCAACCAUUUUGGCUUUUUGAUCAUCUGUCGUCCAUAUAUGUCAUGCAACUUGUUUUCUUGCUUAUGAUAUCUAUUUUAGGAUCUCCAUGCACCUUUGCUUUCUUCUGUAAUAGUAGUGUCAGUUAGCUCCCAGUAUAAAAUAAUCUUCAGUGUUGUGUGGAAGACUGAUUUGAGCCUUGAAAUUUAGUCCUUAAGAAAAAGGUUUUGAACUUAGUUUUCACGGUUGAGUGUUGUUUCUGGCAAAUGUUGACAUCAUUUUAGCAGGAAAAAUGCCGAAGGUGCCAAGCAACAGGACCAGAGUGUCACCAUACCCGCUUCGCUCUACAAGGACUCAGAAAGAACCUAUCGAGGCACAAGGCCCAAGCCAAUGGGAGGAUGUCUUGUGUGUGAUCUGCCAGGAAGCGCCACACAAUGCCAUCCUCAUGCAGUGCUCUUCAUCCUCUACUGGAUGUCGUGCCUAUAUGUGCGACACGAGUGUUCGUCACUCCAACUGUUUCAAGCAGUACCGCAAGAAAAACAUGAACCGCGUAACCAAGGCCUUUAACUGUCCUUACUGCAGAGGAGAGGUCUAUGAGGCGAUGAAGGUGCAGUCAGGUGGAAGGAGAGCUCUGAAUGCUAAACCGAGGUCUUGCGCUUUCGAGAACUGCAACUUCUCGGGGACAUAUUCUCAGCUUAAGAAUCAUUUGAAAGCUGAUCACCCCGGUUCCACCCGACCUUUGGUUGACCAGGAGAGAGAGCGGGUGUGGGAACAGAUGCAGAGAGUUACUCAGUACAAUGAUAUCAGUAUUGCAGCUGGUCUCCCACGUAGCGGCUUCGAGGUUUUGCAUCAACAGCUUCCCGAUGUUCCUCCUCGUCUGGUGAUCCUGCUUUGGGUCAAUGGAGUGGUUCAGGGCAUUUUGCAUCAUCAACUUCCCAACAGUCUUCCGCAUAGUUUCGAGAUCCGGGCUGGGGCCAAUGGGGUGGUGCGGAACUAUCUUCUGUGCUUCCGCGGACUUGGUGCUGCUUCGCCUCUCAGUAUUCAUGAUUCUUAACUUUGUAUAGUGUCUUUUAAGUAGCCAAAGUUUUGAACAUUGUUCAAAAGUUUGAUAUCUUUUUUUUAGUAACACCAAAAGUUUGAUAUCUAAUUAAGCUUUUUGAUGUCUCAAAAGUAUCCAUAAUGUUCAAAUUACCAUAACAUUAUGUAGAGCAUAUAUAUAUUAGGUGAUUAUCCCGUUCUUUUAAAUAAAGUAAAUAUAUUAUAAUAACCAAUUAAUGUUUUACUUUCAGUUUUAAUUUUUUGUAUCGCAUCUAUUUUUCCAAAUUCAACAAUAACUUUUUUGUUCUAAAUUAUAUAUAAAAUUUUGAUUAAUUUUUUUAUUUGCAUUUAGGUUGGUUGUUACCUUUAUAGUAAAAUUAUGUAUAACUUAAUACCUAUUGCAGAAAAUUAAAUAGAAAAUAACUAAAGUUGACUGAUUCAAAAUUACACAGACGAACAUAAGAAUUAUAUUUGCUUGGGAUUUUUGUUAUAUGUAUAUUUGAUUUUGUACGAAUAUAAAGAAAAAGUUAAAUUAAAAAUAAAGUAAAUAUUAAGGAAAAUAAUCGAUUUUUCAAUAUGUAAAGUAUAAUACUUUUAGUUUAUUGAAAGUAUCUAAAGUUAUGCUAGUUAAAAAGCUUUUGUAAUUAUUUGAUCAAAAAUAUGUUUAUAGUAAAGAAGUAUUUUGAAUUUCCUUUUGUAAUAUAUAUAUUAUCUUUCUUAAAAUAUUUGUUUUUAAAUAUUUAAACAUUUUAAUAAUAAACACCAAUUUUUGGGAUAUGUUUUUGAAAAAUCAUCUUUUAUUAGUUAAAUUUUUUUUAUAACUUUAUAUAUAGAUACUUUAUCUUUUUGCAGUCUGAUAAAAAUGUAAUUAAAAGUGUUGUUAAAAUUUUUAUGAAAAUCCUAAUAUGAAAAAAUGAAUAAAUCAUCUCACUAAUAGUAACUAUAAAAUAUGUUUAGUCAACUAAAGAUAAUUCAUUUUAUGUUAUUUAAAUUAUUAUUUUUAAUAAUCUACCUAAAUGUAUAGAUAUAAAUAAGUAUUUUUAUUAUUUUAAAAAAAAUAUAACAGAAUGCUUUUUAAGAUAAUGUUUUGAAAGGAAGAUUUUUUUAAUAUCAAAAUUAUUUUUUGUGAAUUUUUCUUUUUAAUGAAAUCACAUUAUAUAUUAAAUAUGUACAUAUUAAAUUUGUUUUAAAAUUUUAGACAUGUUUCCUUUUAUGGUAGAUAUGUUAUUUGAAAAAAUAAAAAUAAAACUAAAUUAAAAUUUAGUUGACAGCAAGUAAUAAAUAAAUAGUUUAAUAAUGAAAAUUAUUAUAUAGACUUUUUUUAAUUUUUUAUGAGUAACUAUAUAACCGAAUAUAGUAAAAAAUAAAUAUGAACACGUCACGCAAAAAACUGACUUCUAAAAUAAUAUUAUAGAGAUAAUAUUCAGCGUUUUCAACCCAAAAACAAAACGUUGUGCAUAGAGAAAGUACAAGCUUAAGGUUGGACGUUUUAGAGUAUCAUCAAGUUCGGCUCAUCUUUACUUAAACAACCAAUUCCUUCUUCUAGAUAGUCCUCUCUAUUGAUUCAGAACUCUGGUGCGUCCUGCAACAUAAAUCCUUCAACAAAUUUUCUCUUGACAAUCAUUUCACGUACUAGAGUUUCAAGGGUUUUUUGUUGCGAAAGAGGAAGCAUUGAGGUUUGGAAAUGCUGUGGAAGAGCACAAUGUCAGAAAGAAGAUUUAAUAGUUUCUUCCAGCUUUGUAACAAAACUGUAAUCGUCAAUCUACAAAUGUGAUGGAAGGAAAGUAUGCAUUGCCAAUUCACUAUUGUACUAUCGAAAAGCUGUUUUUUUUAUAUGUACAAAAGAAGCAACAACACAAAAAAAAAAACAAGCCUCUCUGGAUCAAACAUCACUCCAAAGCUUCAAAAAAGAAACAAACAAUCUCUGAUGUGUCUCCACCUACAAGUUUCAAACAACAUCUGCCCAAAAAAUGUCACAAACACUCAAAAGAGCUCUUGGAAUGAAUCUCUCUUGCAUCAUCGUCAUCCCCCCUCUCUGGAAGUAUCAAAACUGAAAUUAGCUCAAGUGUGUGUUUUGCAGAGGGUUUUCAAUAAGUAGAUUUUCACUCAUACUCAGUAUUAACCUUUUCUUUUAUUUCUCCAUGCUAGUUGUACAAUAACAACAAUAUUAUAACAAAA